Messenger RNA from Lactuca virosa, 771 nucleotides. NCBI's taxonomy places the organism in Eukaryota, Viridiplantae, Streptophyta, Magnoliopsida, Asterales, Asteraceae. The record is from the annotation of a GenBank genome assembly.
UGUUCUGAAUAUACGGAACCCAAUCCCCUUUAAAUCGAUUGUUUCACAAUGGCUUCCGCUCGCAUAUCUUCUACUUCCCCCCUUCACUUCACAUUUUCAUCGCCGGCGCCUCCUUUUCUCCACAAUCUCUCUCAUUCCCUUCCGAAUAAUUUUUCAUGCUCUAAUAGGCGGCAGCCACGUACCAGAUUCUUGUCAUUGAAGGCGCAAGCCACAGCAGAAAAGAAAGCUCCUUUGGACAACAGAAUGCUGGUAUUCGUACCUCCUCAUCCUUUGAUCAAGCACUGGGUCUCAGUGCUUAGAAACGAGGAAACACCAUGCCCCAUCUUCAAGAAUGCCAUGGCUGAGCUGGGAAGGCUUCUUAUGUAUGAAGCAUCAAGGGAUUGGCUGCCUACAAUUUCAGGGGAGAUUCAGUCCCCACUUGGGCCUGCUACAGUUGAAUUUAUUGAUCCAAGAGAACCUGUAGCGGUUGUUCCUAUUCUGAGAGCUGGGCUUGCUCUUGCAGAACAUGCAGCAUCCAUCUUACCAGCAACCAAGACAUACCACCUAGGUAUUAGCAGAAAUGAGGAGACACUUGAAGCAUCCGUGUAUUUGAACAAGUUACCUGACAAAUUUCGUGCAGGAACUCGAGUGUUUAUUGUAGAUCCUAUGCUAGCAACAGGUGGCACGAUUAUGGCAGCCAUUGAUCUGAUUAAGGAUCGUGGAGUUGCCCAACCAGCAUAUCAAAGUGGUAUCUGCCGUGACUUGCCCUCCAGCCCUCCAAAAGCUGAGUGA